UAUUUGUUUUCAGAUUGGAAAUCCAGGGACCCAGGCUGGCCCAUGUUUGGCUUAGUAAGGGCGCCUUCUUGGAAAUUUGCGCGCCCCUCGGCGUGCGUGAGAGAGAGACACGGAUACCCCAUAGGCCUUAUAAUAGAUAAAGAAACUCCGCCACGAUCUACUGCUCUUCGUAGCCUCUCCAGAACUCCUAAUUCAUUUCCCAGCUCCUCUUCAGUUCUUCGCUCCCAUCAGUUUCGGAUCCCAAUUCAACCAACUUCUAGAGUUCUAAGAUCAGACAUGGAAGUGCAUCAACCACAACACGAACCUGAUACCUAUUAUGACUUGGUAAUCCUUGGCGCCUCUGGGUUUACAGGCAAAUACGUAGUAAGGGAAGCUUUGAAAUUCCUUGACACCCCUUCAUCUCCCCUCAAAACCAUAGCCCUUGCUGGCCGGAAUCCAGCCAAAUUGGAUGAAGCUCUGAAAUGGGCUUCUCACCCGGCAUCCCCUCCUUCCAUUCCCAUUAUUAAAGCCGACAUCUCGGAUCCUGCUUCACUUCGAGAGCUUUGCAGCAAAACCAAGCUCGUCUUGAACUGCGUUGGCCCCUUUCGCCUUUAUGGAGAACCCGUCGUCUCUGCUUGCGUUGAAGUGGGUUGCGAUUACCUGGACAUAUGUGGUGAACCUGAAUUCAUGGAGAGAAUGGAGGCUCUGUAUCACGACAAGGCCGUGGAGAAGGGGUCGUUGGUGGUUUCCGCAUGUGGGUUUGAUUCGAUUCCGGCGGAACUGGGUUUGAUGUUCCAUUCCAGGCAGUGGGAACCACCGUCAUUACCGAACAGAGUUGAGGCAUAUGUGAGUUUGGAGUCGGACAAGGGGAUAGUUGGGAAUUUCGGGACCUUUGAGUCAGCGGUUUUGGGUGUAGCCAAUAUGAAGCAGUUGCAGGAGUUGCGUAGGUCUAGACCCAGAAGAUCUAGGCCGGUGAUUCCUGGACCCCCUCCAAUGAAUGGACCAAUAGAUCACCAGAAGACAAUUGGCCUUUGGGCUGUUAAACUACCUUCAGCAGACUCCAUUGUUGUGCGAAGAACUCUUGCAUUUUUAACGGAUAGCCCACGUGGCCUUCCUGGAAUGGAGGAAAGUGAGGAGCAGAUGGAGUACAGAAAGAACUUCUGGUCAAAGGUGAAGCCAACCUAUUUUGGGGUCAAGAUAAGCUCCAAGUCUCUGUUGGGUGUUCUACGAUUUAUCACAGUUGGGAUCUCCAUCGGCCUCUUUGGAAGAACUGCUAUUGGGAGGUGGCUACUCUUAAAGUUUCCCUCCUUUUUCAGCCUUGGGUGGUUUAGGAAGAAGGGUCCAACCGAGGAAGAAGUUGAAAGUGCUACAUUCAAAAUGUGGUUCAUUGGGCAUGGUUACAGUGAUGGUAGUCUUGCAUCACAGGGAAACAGAAAACCAGAUACAGAGAUAAUUACCAGAGUUAUGGGACCAGAAGUUGGAUACUUGACCACUCCUAUUAUCUUGAUUCAGUGUGCUCUUCUUGUAUUAAACAGACGCAACGACAUGCCCAAAGGAGGUGUCUUCCCCCCUGGGAUUGUUUUUGGCCCAACUGAUCUCCAGGAACGACUCCAGCAAAAUGGGAUAUCCUUCGAUAUUAUCUCAAAGAAUGCUGUUCCAGUCUAGUCUCUACAAUCUUAACUAGAUGUUUUAACCUUCAAGCAGUUUUAACAGGAAAUGGAUAGCGUCCAGUUUGUGAACUUCUGAUAGAGACCAUAGGCAAGCAAUAAAUACAGCUUUAAAUUUAACCAUUGCCUUGUGGUUGUAUUUGGUUCAACAUAUAAGUUUUCCUUCUCCUUUCCUGGUAAA
Messenger RNA from Macadamia integrifolia, 1827 nucleotides. Its product is annotated as probable mitochondrial saccharopine dehydrogenase-like oxidoreductase At5g39410. Gene Ontology annotation, biological process: glycolipid biosynthetic process. NCBI's taxonomy places the organism in Eukaryota, Viridiplantae, Streptophyta, Magnoliopsida, Proteales, Proteaceae. Gene Ontology annotation, cellular component: mitochondrion; plasma membrane; lipid droplet. The record is from RefSeq and is a predicted model, not a curated record.